Salvelinus namaycush (lake trout) is the source of this 3282-nucleotide messenger RNA. Its product is annotated as BTB/POZ domain-containing protein KCTD9. The record is from RefSeq and is a predicted model, not a curated record. Lineage: Eukaryota; Metazoa; Chordata; Actinopteri; Salmoniformes; Salmonidae. The transcript has 12 exons. Gene Ontology annotation, biological process: protein homooligomerization; intracellular signal transduction. Gene Ontology annotation, molecular function: protein binding. Bases 163 to 1332 code for a protein of 389 amino acids.
UGAUUGGUUUGAUUGUGAACCCCUAAGAAAUAUGUCCAUUCCAUUGGUAGGCUGGAGUUCAACGUUUCCUUCUUGCGUUUCGUCCCACUGUCAAAUCUGCUAGCUAGCUGCUCCUGCUGUGGUUCAUUGUUCUGGGAUUAGUAUUUAAACGUGUUACAAAGAAUGAGAAGAGUUACUCUUUUUGUGAACGGGACGUCCAAAAAUGGCAAGGUUGUAGCUGUGUAUGGGACCUUGGCCGACCUGUUAUCUGUAGCAAGCAAUAAGUUGGGAAUCAAAGCCUGUAAUUUAUACAAUGGAAAAGGUGGUCUUAUAGAUGACAUAGCGCUCAUCAGGGAUGAUGAUGUUUUGUAUGUCUCAGAGGGAGACCCCUUUGUUGACCCACAGAAUGAUGUCAGGACUACAGACGGCCUGCCUAGGGCACAGACAGAUUGGCUGACCCUUAAUAUUGGGGGGCGUCUCUUCACCACCACACGCAGUACCUUGGUCAGCAAGGAGCCAGAGAGCAUGCUUGCUCACAUGUUCCGGGAGAAGGAUGUAUGGGGUAACAAGCAGGAUGAACGUGGGGCUUACCUGAUUGACCGCAGCCCAGAAUACUUUGAGCCUAUUCUUAAUUACCUGCGACAUGGCCAGCUCAUUAUCAAUGAAGGUAUCAAUUUACUUGGGGUUUUGGAGGAGGCUCGAUUCUUUGGAAUUGAGCAGCUGGCUGAUCAGUUGGAAGUAGCAAUAAAGAAUAACCAGCCACCUGAGGACCACUCUCCCAUCUCUCGCAAGGAGUUUGUUCGGUUUCUGCUGGCUACACCCACCAAAUCAGAGCUCCGCUGUCAGGGACUUAAUUUCAGUGGUGCUGAUCUCUCUCGCCUCGACUUGCGCUACAUCAACUUCAAGAUGGCCAACCUGAGUCGCUGCAACCUGACACAUGCCAACCUAUGUUGUUCAAACCUGGAGCGUGCUGACCUCUCUGGGGCCAACCUUGAUGGUGCUAACUUGCAGGGUGUAAAAAUGCUCUGUUCAAAUGCUGAGGGGGCGUCUCUCAAAGGAUGUAAUUUUGAAGACCCGUCUGGUCUAAAGGCCAACUUGGAGGGUGCCAAUCUAAAAGGUGUUGACAUGGAGGGAAGUCAGAUGACUGGAAUUAAUCUGCGUGUGGCCACUCUAAAAAAUGCUAAACUGAAGAACUGUAACCUACGGGGUGCCACUUUGGCAGGAACUGAUCUUGAGAAUUGUGAUCUGUCUGGCUGUGACCUACAAGAGGCCAACUUGAGAGGGUCCAAUGUGAAGGGGGCCAUUUUUGAAGAGAUGCUGACUGCAUUGCACAUGUCUCAGAGUGUCAGAUGACUCCCCUGCACAUUCCACCUGGAUUCAGGCUGGUUAAUCUCAUGAAUGCCUGGCAACGAUGUUAUUAUGCCAGCAAAUCCCACCCACCCCUACUAUCAAGCUUCCUGGACCCUUAUGCAAUACAUGCAUUUUAUGCACAUCCCUGGCAUCCCACAUCCCUUCCACCUGAUAUACUAGCUUUAAAUCUCUUGCACUAGAGCACAUCCAGGGUUAUCCAUUUCUGUUAUGUAGUGGAAUAUUUUAAAUGUCUGACUGUCUUAUUUUUUUCCCCAAACCAAAAUAUUGAAUGUUCUUUAUGUAUGUUUACUAUUAUAUCUGGAUUCAAUCCUAACUUAUUAUUAUUUUUAUGAUUUCUAGAUGUGUGUUUUCUAGAUUAUUUAAUGUCUGUAAAUCAAAGAUUAUCAAACUAUAAGUGCAUGAAAGUAAAAAAGGGCCUCAAUCAAGACUGUGGUAAAGCAUAAAUGGGAGAUGACAUUGUGUGACUGUACAUUCUUAUCAAUGUACUUAAAGUUCCAGAUAUGCUUUAUGAUUAGGAUGUUUAUUUUCUAAGUCAAAGCCAUACCGUAGCAUGGUGAAAAUGGCAAAAAUAAUUUGCUGUUAUUGCACCACACAAUUAUGCUGUGGAAUUAAUUUCAUAUAAGACUGUGGGUGUUGAACUGUUUUCAACAGAAUUUCAAGUAUGCAAUGUACUCUUUCCUUGCUGCCUGUCGUUUUUGGUGUUCUCCGUGAAUCUACCUCCUUAUUUUCUACCCCUGUCUGAUAUCUAGUUGCAUGCAUUUCACUGUAGUUUUGGCCCCUUUUGUAUGAAAUUCAUCAUAUCCAAAUAUUAUCAAAGUGAAUGUGUGUUUUAAUUGUGUUACUGUCAUGUUCAAGCUUGUGUAGCACUUAGUUGUAUAACACUCCCCUCAAGGAGACCACAACCAAUGAACAGGGCAUAUCAUUCAGUCAUGUCUUGAAAUUUUGCUUUGCACAAAUGUUUAAAUGGUAUGUUUUGGUCAGUAACUUCAGUUUUACUCACUCAUAGGACACCAAGUUAAAUGUGCUUGUAACAUAAUGUAUUUCAAAUCUAGUGCUUCCAAAACAAAUAUCGGGUGUGUUUCUCUUUUUUCCCUGUCUAUAAUUAUUGCACUCAACCACAAAAAUGUAAUUCAAUAAAUUACUGGAUUUUUUUUUUUUAAGUAUCUGUGUAAUGAAUUACUUGUGCAAAUUAAAUAAUGCUAUCUUUUCACUAACUUUCCAAAAUAACUGCCCUGUGCCUAAUUCAUUUCAUUGUUGCUGCUGUAAAAGUGCCCAAUCAUACCCGAAGUAUUUUAGGCUUUUAAAAGGCUCUUUGGGUUCCUGAAGUGGAGAUACUUAGUGCUGCUCUGCAAUAUAUGUUUGAGUGGAUCCUUUUGUCUUUAAUUCCACUUUUUUUGUGACCUCUGGUGAAGUGAUGGGACUAAGGGGCCAAUAAAACCUCAGACACAUUAACUGCUCAGAGUAAGGCUGACUAUUUGAAGAAUAGAAGACAAACAUUUCCGGUUGUUGCUGCUGCUCUUGGUGGUGGAACUACUAUCAACAUUGGUCCUUAUCCAAUGAUGGGAGGGAUGUUCCUAUAGUUGCAUAGUAAAUUCUAGCUAAAUGACAAUUCUACAGAUGGCUGAAGAUGGAGUUUGUUUGGCUGUGAUGUCUCACCUCAUGCCAAAAUGUACAGACUAAGGGAAUUUGUGAGUGACAUUUACAAUUUUGCAAAUAGGGCAGUUUCCCUUCAAGAAGCUACCCAGAAGUUGAAAAUAAAUGGAAAUUGUGUUGGUAGUUACUUUUUUCAUUGUGUUUUUUUUCUCAAGGUUUUAUCCAAAUUGUAAACUAUAUUUUUAAUUUAGUUUUUUUGUAGGCAACCCUCGCUGACAGAAAGUGGACUCAAAAAUAUAUUGCAAAUGUAUGCUAACGAUAAUAAAAAUUGCAGUGCCA